This is a messenger RNA of Phycodurus eques (leafy seadragon), 2791 nucleotides long. Its product is annotated as eukaryotic translation initiation factor 4B-like. The record is from RefSeq and is a predicted model, not a curated record. Bases 16 to 1902 code for a protein of 628 amino acids. The transcript has 15 exons. NCBI's taxonomy places the organism in Eukaryota, Metazoa, Chordata, Actinopteri, Syngnathiformes, Syngnathidae. Gene Ontology annotation, molecular function: RNA binding.
AACUUGCUCUUCAACAUGGCGGCGUCAGCUAAGAAGAAGAAUAAGAAGGGGAAGACCGUUACUUUGACCGACUUCUUGGCGGACGAUAGUGGAGGCAGUGGCCCGGCUCCCAGUUACCCCGUCAAAACCACGAGCUGGGCUGAUGAAACAGAUGACUUGGAUGGAGAUGUGUCGACUUCGUGGCACACAGAUGAGGAUUCAUUCCGUGGCCGAGGCAUUGACCGGUCCAUCCUGCCCACAGCACCCCGUUCAGCUCGUGAGCCAAAUAUUGAUCGGUCCCGACUGCCCCGCAGUCCGCCGUACACUGCCUUUCUCGGGAACCUGCCCUAUGAUGUCACUGAAGAGUCAAUCAAAGACUUCUUCCGCGGUUUGGCAAUCAGUGCAGUGCGUCUGCCUCGUGAACCUAGCAACCAUGAGAGGUUGAAGGGCUUCGGCUAUGCAGAAUUUGAUGAUGUGGAUUCUCUCCUGAGGGCCUUAAGUCUCAAUGAGGAGAACCUGGGAAACCGAAGGAUCCGUGUGGAUAUAGCAGACCAGUCAAAUGAUAAAGAGAGAGACAGUGGAAUGAUGGGAGGUCGAGACCGUGGUGGGAGAAUGGGAGACAUGGGCCCCGACAAAACAGACAGUGACUGGAGGGCUCGGCCCAGUGCAGACACUGAUGAUGCGCCUCCCAGGAGAGAUGAUGCCUUUGGAGAGAGAUCACGGGAUCGCUAUGAGUCUGAUCGUUUCCGAGAUGGUCCACGCCGGGACUAUGACAGUGGAAGAGACCGCUACAGGGACCGCUAUGAUGAUAGAGACCGGCGAGAUUAUGAUAAAGGAGGUUAUGACUCUCGUGGUGGUGGAGGUCGUCGUGCCUUUGGCAGUAGCUUCCGCCGAGAUUAUGAUGAUAGUCGAGGUAGCAGCGACCGUUACGGCGAUCGGGAUCGUUUUGGGGACAGGGAUCGUUACAGUGAAGAUCGAUAUGAAAGACGGGAUGAGAGGCGUGAGGAAAGAGCUCCACAGCAGAGGCCCAAGUUAAAUCUAAAGCCCCGCAGCGUGCCCAAGGACGAAGAAGGUAGCGGUGCUGGCGGCGGAGGAUCUUCCCCUGCCCCUGCACCGACCUCGAGCAGCAGGGCCUCCUCCAUCUUUGGUGCUGCCAAACCAGUUGACACGGCAGCCAAGGAACGGGAGGUCGAAGAGAGGUUGAAAAAACAGGAAGAGAGGCUGCAGAGGCAGCUGGAAGAGGACAAGGGCCGGGGCCCUGACAGAAAGAUACGAGACAAAGAUCCAAGCUGGCGACAUGAGGAAAGUCACACUGAGCGAUCUCGUACAGGAAGUGAGUCCUCCCAGCCAGGAAGUGGCUCUGCAAGAGGGUCACGGUGUCGAGACAGCGAGCGUUCCGGGGAGAAUGAGGUUUUCAGUGGGAAGGAUGACGAGUCCUCUUCCCCUGCACCCUCCUCACAGCCUGCCCCCAUCAAGGAGCCGCUGAAGGUGAUGCCUGCACCUCCCCCCAAGGAGAACGCUUGGGCCAAGAGAAGUGCGGCCACCAUCAGCUCUGCUGAAACCGAUGGGCGGUCCCCUGUCUCCCCUGUUGGUUCAGCCUCUCCAAAGUUCAGCUCCUCAAAUUCUGCAGAUGAAAGAGGAUCUGGAAAGGAUGAGAACAAAGCUGAUGGUGUUCAUCGGGACCGGGGCCCCCCACGGGCUCGAGGUGAGCCUGCGGGGCCUGCAGCAGGGCGAGGAGAGGGUUCCAACAGAGACCGAAGAAAGGAGGCAGACAGAAAGGAUAACAGAAGAGACCGAGACACCAGACCACCGCCAGACCCAAAGAAAUACGACGAAACCCCAACCCCUAAGUUCAGCUCAGCCAGUAAAUACGCUGCUCUGCUAAUGGAUGGAGAUGGCGACGACGCUGGGGAUGUGGAGUAGAGAAGACGGCGAAGAAGAGGAGCAAAUGAACAGAGAAUAAUAAUUUCAGUUUAUAUUCUCUUCAUGUGGAAGUAGCCCCAAGGAGGACAAUCACCCCUUCCUCCCUCCUUCAAACCUGUUCUUUCCCUUCAUCUCCCUUCCCUCUCUUCCCCUCUCCCUCCUCUGCCCCACUCUGAGGACUCUUUCAAGGUCUACACAAUAGUCAUCUACUGGACUUGUUUUAAUUGGGGGGUGGGGAGUGUUUAGCUCAUAAAAAGUGAUGGAUAAAUUUGAAAAAUUGUAAUAAAUAAAUGGGAAAAGUGGGGGGGAAAGAAUUUGUACAUUUGUGGAUCAAAGGUGUGGUGGAUUGAUCCUGUAUGAGGUAGCUAUGGCAACACAAUACUUUUAAAUCUGAAUCAAUUGUUCACAUGACUUGCAUACCUCUUAUAAGGCAACUUCUUUUCAAUAAUUUUAUUAGUCAUUUGAAAGUCAUCCUUGAACGCUUCUCUCUCUAAAUUUAAAUCACUAAUCUUGUCUUCCAGUAUUGUCUUUGAUUCCGAAGCUAACCCAUGGAACAUGUUCCUCGUCGUGUCCACUGUGCAAAAUCUUUUGACAUGAUUUACUACACUCUGAAUGACACCAAACAGCCGCCUCACGACUCACCUUGAGUCAUUCAAGUGCCAUUAUUGUUCUCCCCUUAUCAUUGUACAGACUUUAUUCUCUUUCUAAACCUUCUGAUGAAAUCAUCGCUUCAAUUACUCAUCUGCUGUCCUUUCUGGCCGUCUUCCCGUCCUCCACUGCUGCCUGCAAAUCCUUCUCUUUCUCAUGUGAGGACCGCAGUGUGGGAGGUUAUCAUGACAUUACCUUUUUUCCCGCUUGCAAUAAAAGGGGUGUCAUUAAGUACACAGUA